Messenger RNA from Candida tropicalis MYA-3404, 861 nucleotides. Its product is annotated as putative peptidylprolyl isomerase. The record is from RefSeq and is a predicted model, not a curated record. Gene Ontology annotation, biological process: protein peptidyl-prolyl isomerization. Gene Ontology annotation, molecular function: peptidyl-prolyl cis-trans isomerase activity. Bases 1 to 861 code for a protein of 286 amino acids. The transcript has a single exon. Lineage: Eukaryota; Fungi; Ascomycota; Pichiomycetes; Serinales; Debaryomycetaceae.
AUGUCAUCAUUAGAACCAAAAACUCAAGCUAAAGUUAUACUUAAUACUACCAAAGGAGUUAUUGAGAUUGAUAUAUGGUCAAAAGAAUUACCAAAUACAAGUCGUGAAUUUAUUUCAAAUUGUCUAAAUCAAAAAUUCAAUGAUUUAAAAUUUAUUACAAGUUCAAAUCUAAUUCAAUUUCCAAAUAUUAAUACCACCAAAAUUAUUAAAGAAUCACAUCCGAGAAUUAAAUGUAAACGAGGGUAUGUUGGUAUUAGUCAAGAUGGUGAAUCAAUUUUUAUAACAUUAAAAGAGAUACCUGAAUUUACAAACUUUAACAUUUUUGGUAAGAUUAAUCAAGAUUCUUAUUACAUAGCAUUGAAAAUAUCACAAGGUGAAGUUGAUAAUGAUGGAAAUCCUAUAUUUCCUGUUAAAGUAAUCUCUAGUGAAGUGAUUGAUCCUUAUUUCGAUGAUUUGGUGAAGAUAGAAGAGGAAACUGUUAAAGAACCAGCAAAGAAGAAGGCAAAGACAUUGGUUAAGAUGAAUUACAACGAUGAUGAGGACGAGGAUGAUGACGAGGAAGAAGAAUUCAGUAUCAAGAGUGCUAUUGAUGUAAAGAACGGUAAAUCAAAGAAGAUGGAAAGUACCGAAGAAAUCAAACGAGAUUCUGAAGCAGACUCAAAUGAGGAGCAACAACAGAAACAUUUGAAUAUAGUAGAGAAAAAAGAGGUGGAGGAUGAGACAUCAGAAAACGGUGAAACAUAUGGGGAAGAAAAAGUCAGUAACAUACCGGUUAUCAGAGAUCCAUCCAUAGACUCAGAAUAUGAUUCUGACCUAGAUUUAGAAAAAGCAGAAUCGAUUUCAUUAAGUAAAAAGAAAUAA